AUGAGCAACGGCAUAGAUCGAGAAAUUGUUAAAGGGAAUUGGUUGCAGCAAAAAACUCGAAAAAAAAGUGGAACUCUGCUACGAAAAAAGAAAGUGAUGUACGAAGAAGCAGAAUGGGUUGUUCUUUGUGUACAUGAUGGUCACAUACCAUUUUUGGAGUGCCCAGUAAAAGUUGUCGAUCUUUUGGAUUCAGCAUUCGUGAGCAGUGUAUUAUGUGACAGUCGAUCAUUUAUUGUUGGUUUUUCUCACUUUUCACGAGAUGCUAUUGAACUCGUCGCCCUAACAACUGAUGAUUGCAAAGAUUGGGUUCAGAAAUUAAUAUCUACACUUGUGCGUCUCAAAUGCAUUGAUGAUUCGUCGAACUUAUAUUCUCCAUUGCAGAAUUCUGAUAUUUUACCUUCAAAUUGCACUGUUUCUUCGCAUUGUUUGUUUAUGAAUUCUACAUUAGACGACGAAGUGCCUUUGAGUAUUGCUCCCUCACUUCCUACAGUUGAGCAGUCGCCUUACGAAAAAAUUUCUCUGACUACUAAUUUAUUUUCAAUAAAGAAGGAUGAAACAAAAGAACCGCCAGUUAAUCAUACAUCUGCAAAGGAUACGAAUAUUAAUAGGGUUUUGCCUCCUCCAAUUCCGCCACGAAUUAUUUCAUCUGAUCUUCGUCAUUUUUGUCCGUCCUAUGCGAUUAAGUCGCUAUCAAUUUAUGAUCAUCCAAAGAAUUUCGCUAUAUCAUCGUUUUCUUAUGAUACUCUUGAUUUCUCUAAUCGGCGAUAUUCGUCUUCUACAGAAUCAUCAUCGUUAUCCUCUUCUGUUCAAAAGGUCGAUUCAGACUAUGGCGCACCAGCCGAAAAUACAACUUUAAAUACUUUUAUUUCGCCUCCGGAAGAAUCGAAGGCCAAAUGUGGUGCAAAGAUAGCGGGAUGGUCUUCCAAUAAAGAUAAGCAAAUUUCCAAUAUACUACACAUUGGCGAUGAAUUAGUUGAAAUUGGAGGAACUAAAGUCAAAAAUCUUGAACAGUUAUCAUCUCUUUUAUAUUCUUCUUCGGCCUUGGGUGCACCAAUUGAAAAUGUGCGACCAGGCUCUCCUGCUUGGUGUGCUGGACUACGGCCUCGCAUACCAUCUGGUCUUUAUUCAGACAAAGAAAGUUCUGCCUGUAUAACGCAGGUUAAUGAAUAUAAUGUGGAUAUUUAUUCGAAAAACAAUUCUUCUCUUCUGCUUAUCUUUGAUGCUAUAUCCAUUCAAAGUAAUUUUAUUAUUAUUGCCCAGCCUCAUGAUUUUAUUAAAGAAUUACAGAAAGCUGCAAACCACGGAAAAGUGGCUGCAACCUCGAAUGGAGGUCGAGCUUUCGUAUGGAUCGAGAAGGUCCAUCCUUUUCAAAUUACUGUGGCCGAUCAUUCAGUUAUUUUCAACUCCAGAAAAUAUUUUCAUGGCAUAUUAGCAGCGAAGAGAUUAUUUCAGAAUGCGUCUUUAUCUAAUGUUCGCCCAGCGAUAUAA
Messenger RNA from Dracunculus medinensis (Guinea worm), 1488 nucleotides. NCBI's taxonomy places the organism in Eukaryota, Metazoa, Nematoda, Chromadorea, Rhabditida, Dracunculidae. The record is from the annotation of a GenBank genome assembly.